CUUCGAGGCUAUUCACAUUUGAGUAACUAUUCAUAAAUACGGUCAGAAGGUGAUUAUUCUGUUACAUAGAUUUUUAACAACUUUUCUGCUUGCUUUUUCUAUAAGAGUAUCCCAAAUGCUUCAGUGAUCUCAAAAAAUUAAUUUUUAUUGUGAAUUUAGAGCGAAGUUCCCAAUUCAAGCUCACAAUUUCGGGAAAAUUUUGAGGAGCUUUGGGGAAGUUCCCCAAAGUUGGGAGCUUGGGUUCCUUUCUAAAGAACCAUGUGUUUAGGGAUAUUAAAUCAAUGUUUAGGAGUCAAAAUGUAACAGUCGAACGCGAACGCUGCAAUGGACCCUUCAUUGAUAGAAGUAUAACACCACAACAUGAGAUGUCAGCUAUUCUCGGAAAUUUGUUCAAAAUAUUCAAUCAUCUGCUGAACGAUACUAUUCACUGAAACUAACUCAGGAAUUAUUUUACAUACAGCAUUACAAGUUCACUUUACGUGUAUUUAAAGAACACAACAAAAAAAUAUGUGGCAUCAAGGGAUUGAAAUGUCAUCGACAAAGUCUUAAUAGGAUAAAUUUCAAAAUAUGUGGCUGUUUGAGAUUAUUUCAAAAAUGUUCGGUUUUUUUAAGAAAGAAGUUAAAGUCUUAGUGAUCGGGUUGGAUAACAGUGGGAAGUCAACGAUAUUAAACAAGUUGCAAUCAAAGGAAACGCAGAAUUCAUUAACAAUUCCGACUAUAGGAUAUAAUGUCGAAAAGAUUAGAGUCAGUCAGAUGAUAUUUCUUUGUUUUGAUAUGUCAGGUAGUGGAACCUACAGGAAUUUAUGGGAAAAGUUCUACAAGGAAUGUGAGGCGAUCAUUUAUGUAAUAGAUAGUUCCGAUGAACUAAGACUUACUGUUGUAGAAGACGAAUUUCAACAACUAUUGAAACAUCCAGAUAUUUACAAUAGGCGAAUUCCAAUCCUCCUUUUUGCUAACAAAAUGGAUUUACCAAAUUCUAUUACAGUCAAAGAAAUAGUCAAGAUUAUUGGUCUGGAACAAGUGAGAAACAAAUCAUGGAGGAUCUUUGCUUCGAAUGCCAUAAACGGUGAAGGAUUAAAUGAAGGUUUGAUGUGGUUAUUUGGACAACUGAAACAAAAUACGAACUAAAUUGUGUUAAAGAUUCUGACAGAGAACAGAUAUGGGUGACCCAUUAGGAUAUAUAAUCUGCUUUGGGAACGAAAUAGAAGUAAGACUCUUGGAAUUUGUGUCAAAACACUUGAAAUUUACGUUCAAAAUAUAACAAAAUCCAGAACAAAUCUAAAGAUAGGAAACCAGAUGUUUAUGCUUUUAAUCAUUAGUACUUUUAUGCUAUCUUACCGCAUUUAUUUCGAAUGUUAAAAUUUAUAGUAAUGAUUAAAAUUUACUGGAUAGAAAGGUUUUAAAACUUUAUAUUCUAUGACUAUCUUUACUUUUUUAUGAUUAAAAAGUAGCCUUGUUUUCAUUCAGAUAAUUUUUGAUUCUUAUCUUCCGAAACCGAAUGCAGCACAUUGUUAUGUAUAGCUAUUUGAGAUAUUCAGUACUUUCAUUAGGACAUUAAAUGAUGCAAGCUAAAUUGAGUAUUUCUAAUCAAUUAUUCAUAAUGAUUUCAAAUUGUUAUCUAAGUUUACCAAUCAAGAAUAAAAUUAAUACCAAGUAAAUCUAAUUGGAUCAAUUA
Messenger RNA from Schistosoma spindalis, 1675 nucleotides. Lineage: Eukaryota; Metazoa; Platyhelminthes; Trematoda; Strigeidida; Schistosomatidae. The record is from the annotation of a GenBank genome assembly.